CACUGAAGAUGGUGAUACAUGUAUCCGUACAGCACCUCAGGGAUUGUAUUCUUCUAGAAGCUCACACAGGGUUGUCGCCUCGCAACGACAGGACACAUCGAGACGUCUGUGACCGAGGUCUGACUCUUCCCUCGACGACUACACAAUCACUAAAGGGAAAAAUGUGCAUCUCGGCUGCUGCUCGAGUCGUUUUGGUUGUUAUCAACAUCGCCAUCGCGAUCAUCUCGCUGGGCGUGGUGGUCAUCGGAGCUCUACUGAAGUUCUCGGCCGACAAGUUCCUGCAGCUGGUCUUCGGGGCCGCCUCCUUCUCGGUGCAGUCCAGCGACAAGUCCGACUUCAACAUCCCCAACAUCGCGCAGGUGUCACAGCUACCAUUCCUGGGCGAAGUGGGCUAUGCACUCAUCAUCUUCGGAGCCAUCCUCUUCUUCGUCUCCUUCACUGCUUGCUGCGGCGCUUGCUGUAACUACAGAGUCCUUUUGUACAUUUUUAUAGUCGUCCUGACCAUUCUUGUCAUCGCUCAAGCCGUUGUCUUCGCACUCAUCAUGACCAAGGAUUCUGUGUUUAACAAGAAGAUCGAAGACACCAUCGGAGACAAAGUGAAGUCAGAUUUUCAGGCAAAUGGACAAGAUGUUUUCUCAUUCUCCAUCAAUCUCCUAAACUACCUUCUGGACUGCUGUGGUAUUCGGGGUCAGAUUGACUUCUCGUCCCUGCCACCCACGUGCUGCUUGAAGAGCAUCAUCGACGGCUCCGACAACGCCAGGAAGAACGCGUGCGUAAGAUCGUCAGCACCGCCCGCCGACUACAACACGGUGGGAUGUUAUGAAACGCUUCUGAGCAAGAUAACAGACAAAGUGAUUGCAGCUUCUGUUAUUAUGGGAUUCAUUCUACUCUUGCAGGUCGUUGAAAUAAUGUUGGCUAUUGUUAUCAUAAAAAUCAACAAGGUUUCUCCUCUCUGAGCCACCAGAAAGCAUGACAGAUGACGACAAUGGAGUGACAUCCCCUGCUAAUGGUGUGUCUGAAGGUUAAUGACAUCGUUUGUGCGAAUUCGUCACGUGACUGUGCAGUAAUCAAAUGUGAGGAGUGAGACUCCACGUGUAUAUAGACAUUUACUCAACAACAAUCAUUUUUCAAAAGCUCAUCCCUGCAGUCCACCUGUCUCACAGUUUUUAGUUGUUAAACGUCAAUUGGACAACACGUCUGUGACAAUACUUGCUUUUUAUAUAUAAAUCUGACAAAACCAUAGACGAUUUUUUCUUUGUCUGACUUGUUACCUUCAGUCCCUGAUUGCUGUGAUGCAAACUUUUCGUAUGGCUACAAUUCAAGAACUAAAAUUACCAAAGAAUCAACGAUUCACUUUAUGAAUCCUUUUGUUGAAUUCAGCAAAAACAGUGACUGCAAUUUUCUAGGCUGCUGUGGUCGUUUCUGUUCUACCGGUGUCUCAGUUAAGGUUGCAUUUGCUUCAACAAGUUCAAAGUAGUAGAAAAAAAACCCACUGAAGCUUGGCUAUAUAUGACUCAUGACAAUUAUGGCUCGCUUGACUGGCUAACGAAGUCCCGUGACAGCCAGUGUCACCUACUCAUUUCUUUCUUAGCCUUGUAAGGUACUUCUUUUCUUUUUUUAAUAUUUUUUUUUGGUUUUGCCCCAUUAACCUGCGCAGCACCUGGCAGAUGGCUGUCGACCAUUUCAGACAGAGGUGACGUCACUCAAUACAGAGUAGGGGCACAGGUUCAGAGGAGGUUUCAGUCCACUGCCUCGUGCAGUCAAUGAGAAGAAGCACUGACAGGGAACUUGGGCAGCAGGGAGCUCGGGUCCUACUUUUAGUCUAAUGAUGCAGAUUACCAAACCUUUAGUGACAAAUGAAACAAUUAUGAUUAAAUAAAACAUCAGAAGAAUAUGUGCUGUUCUUCAUUGAGAGAUAUUUCUCAGUGAAUCACUUAAUCUCUGGGUCAAACCUGGUGCCAGAAAGGUCAUGGCUAUGUGUAAAGCUGAUAUCAUUGCUUAGUCUUUCUAUCUGUUAUUUAGCGACGCAGGAUUGUAAUAUUACUUAUCUGCUUUGUGUUUCUCACCUUUUUUGUGUGGUAGUCCAACAAUAUCUGACAGACAAGAGAUACUUUAAUGGUAUGACAAACACUAGACAGUUUUCGCUUAUUUAUUAUUUAUUCCUUGUCAGUUUGUGUUCAAACAGGGAGGAAAGAUUGUUUUUUGGAGAAGUAUUAAACAGGCGUGUUGCUCUC
Messenger RNA from Pomacea canaliculata, 2234 nucleotides. RefSeq names its product leukocyte surface antigen CD53-like. The coding region runs from base 9 to 956 and encodes 315 amino acids. The record is from RefSeq and is a predicted model, not a curated record. Lineage: Eukaryota; Metazoa; Mollusca; Gastropoda; Architaenioglossa; Ampullariidae. The transcript has 8 exons. Gene Ontology annotation, cellular component: membrane.